UGUGCAGGUUAUUUAUGUAUUGUGACUUUGUUAUUUAACUAUCCUAAAUAAUAAAACCUAGGGUUCGAUACGGUGCAUGAUCUCAGUGGCCCUUUAAACCCCAACAAGAACUGGAAAAAAGAGUAAACCGCACACUUCUGACUAAGUAACCUACAUCUAUACUGAAGAGGAAGAUUAUAAUAUUGCAAAGCAUCCCUUAGAGUGAAGUUAAAUAAUGCCAGAAAAAAUACCUAAAUUGUCACUCCAUGAUUGGGUUGCCCUACACAGCUCUCUCCUGGAGGAGGAGAGGAAGGCAGAAGUUGCAGCAGCUCAAACUCAGAUUGAAGGUGUGCCAUUGAAGAAUCUCGAGGCACGAGGAAUAGUCUUGAGAAACUUGGUAAUCACUGAGCGGUCCACUGGAUUGUAUGGGCGGCCUUUGUUCACUCUUGUUCCAGCUCGGAAGGAUGCCACACUACCAGCUAAUAAUUUUUCAUCAGGUGAUAUUGUGGGUGUAUGCGAGUCUAGGUCAGAACAUACCAGUCAAAUAACAACAGGAGUAGUGACAUAUGUUUCUCAAUCAUCCAUCCGCUUUGUCGUUGAUGACGGUGCGGAUGAAUUGGAUACCAUUGGCGAUGACAUCAAGCUGCACUUACACAAGCUUUGUAAUGAUGUAACAUAUAAAAGGAUAAAAUCUGGGCUGGUUGAUCUUGAUAAACAAAUAAAUGGUCCUGCUUCACACCUAGUUUCUGUCUUGUUUGGGGAGACGUUGCCUAGGUCUCCAGUGCCCUCCUUACCACCACAACUAACUUUACCAAAUGGCAAAUUGGCUCUCUUUAAUAAAAACCUGGAUAAUUCUCAAGUGGAGGCAGUGCAGUUUGCCAUUCAGAGAAGUGAUAUAGCUGUGAUUCAUGGCCCACCAGGGACAGGCAAGACAACAACUUUGGUUGAAAUUAUUAAACAACAUGUGAAACUGAAAUCCAAGAUUCUAGCCUGUGCCCCAUCCAACCUUGCUGUAGACAACUUGGUAGAACGGUUAGCCACUUCUGGUAUACGUUUAGUGCGAUUAGGUCAUCCAGCACGGGUUACGCAACUUACGCAAAGACAUACACUCGAUGCCAUUUUGCAUAAUAGUGAAGAAUCCAAAAUUUUGGAAGAUAUUCGCCGAGAUAUAAGUAGCCACCUAGGGCAGCUAAAAGGUGCAAGAGAUAAAGGCAAAAGGCAAUAUCUUCAAAAAGAAAUAAAACUAUUUAGGAAGGAGCUUCGUGAAAGAGAGAGCCGACUGGUGCAGCAAGUGUUGCUAAGUUGUGAUGUUAUCCUGGCCACCCUGACUAGCAGCAGUAAUGGUGGUCCACUCAAGCACCUCCCUCCACAACAUUUGGAUCUGGUCAUUAUUGAUGAAUGUUCACAGGCAAUAGAGGCUGCAUGUUACCUAUCACUCCUGCGUGCGCCAAAGCUCAUCAUUGCAGGUGACCAUUGUCAACUUCCUCCAACCAUUGUAUCAGCGGAGGCUGCAGCAAAGGGGCUUGAGCACUCACUUAUGGAGAGAGUUAUAGAUCAAUGUGGAGAAGGUAUUGUAAGAAUGCUAACAGUUCAGUACCGUAUGAACACCCAAAUAAUGGAAUGGGCAUCAUCAGCUAUGUAUCAGAACCGUCUAGUUGCAAGCCCUUCUGUUGCCAGUCACAUUCUCCAAGACCUGAAGGGUGUCCAUGUAAAUGAAGAUACAGAAAAUGUGUUGGUGCUGAUUGACACUGCUGGCUGCGAGUGUUGGGAACUGGACACCUCAGAUGACCAGAGUAAGGGAAAUGUUAGUGAAGCCAUCAUAGUCACUUGCCAAGUGAAAUCUCUUGUAUCCUCAGGUGUACCUGAGAAUGAUAUUGCUGUCAUCACCCCAUAUAACUUACAGGUGGAAUUGGUACGUAGUCUUCUCCGAGAUACUCACCCGGCUAUUGAAGUGCGGUCAGUAGAUGGCUUCCAGGGCCGUGAGAAAGAAGCAGUUGUCAUUUCUCUUGUUCGUUCAAACAAACAAGGAACAGUGGGGUUUCUAAGUGAAGAUCGGCGGCUAAAUGUAGCAGUGACUCGAGCCAGACGACACUUGACUGUUGUGUGUGAUUCAGAUACUGUUAACAAGCAUGAUUUCCUUAAGGGCUUAGUGGAUUAUAUUUCGCAGCAUGGUCAAGUUAGAACUGCACUUGAAUUUCAACACGAAUUGGAGACAACUGAAGUGAAUACACCAGAGUGCAUUGUAUGGAAUGAAAAACCCCAAAAGAAAGAGAAGCUUAAGCAACUUGAUCCCAAACCUAAGAGAGAUAAAAUCAAAGAAUGUGCAAAACGUGAACUGCCAAGUGAGGAAGAGAAUAUUAAACGGAGAAAAGAAUAUGAAGCUCUUAUUAAUACUUUUCUUAAAUCUUCUGACCACAUUUACAAAUUUCCUCCCACUGUAAACUCUUUUGAAAGGCGAUUGAUUCACGAAAUCUGUGAAAAUCUUCACCUGCACCAUGAAAGCCAGGGUGAGGGCAAAGAGCGACACAUUGUUAUAUGGAAAAGCAAUGAGAUGCCAGAAAGCAAUCAACAAAAUGAUACAGUCAAGAACAAGGCAGAAACUAGUAAUCAAAAGAAGGAAUAUAAGGAUAUCAUCAAUGGCUUUCUCAAGUCUUCCAAAGAAAAUUUUGAAUUUUCAUGUGAUUUAAAUUCUUUUGAGAGGAAUUUGAUUCAUGAAAUAUGUGAUGAGUAUGACCUCCAUCAUGAGAGCCAGGGUGAGGGUAAGAAGCGGCAUAUUAUUGUUCAUAAGAAAAAUGGAACAGUAAAACAACGUGCCAAUAAAGAAGAGUGUAAAGAAAUGCCCACAGAGAUUAAAGAAAAGGAUAAAACACAACUCUUAGUACUUCAGGCUGAAGAACCAUGCCAAGACAGCAGUGCUAAGAAUGGUGCUAUACCAAAAUGUAAAUUACCAGAAAGCAGCUGUACAAAGGUUCGUACAAGAUAUGUUGGAGGGAAGUAUGAAGAGGUAGUCGUUCCAGUGGAAAAAGUUCGUACACGAUAUAUUGGAGGAAAGUAUGAAGAAGUAGCUGUUCCAGUGGAUGAUAAAAGUAGUUCUAGUGGCUGUAAGACAACAAGAGAACAUGAAGUGAGGAAUGUGAGUGAUACCUUGACCAGACAUUGCUGUAGCUGUGGCAAGGACAUUAUUAAACAAAACUAUCUCAUUCAUAGUGCACAGUGUGGGAAGAAAAUGAAAGGAGAGACAGUUCAGAAGGCUAAACAAAAGAUCACACAAAAGAAUAAUUCCAAAAAAGGAAGCAACCUUAAAAGUUAUGAUGAGGCAGAGGAUUUUGACAGCUUGAUUGAACAGUUUACAAAGGAAAACAACACUUGUUCCAUGCCACAAUGUAAAUCCCCCACAACUGUGAUAUUCCAGCUGUGUUCUUUUUGCCGCAAUACCUUUUGUCUGGCGCAUCACAUGGCUGAAGUACAUGGGUGUGGUGACCAGGCUCGCCAGCAUGCUAGAAUGAUGAUAACUAAAGAGGGAGUCUUGUAUCCUGGCAGUGGUAUACCAUCCAAGAAACCUGGUGAAGCUCAACGAAAGCAAAUGCAUAGAAAGUUAGAGAAGAAAAUGGAAGAGUUCUCCAAACAAAGACAGGCUAAAAAGCCUUCAAAAAAUGCAAAAAAAGAAUGAAAAUGACAUCUCUAUUCAAAAUAUUUAUAUUAAUUUAUUAUAUUGUUACAUUUAGUCACAAGGAUGAUGGGGUAUUUUUUUUCAUUUAGAAGUGCUACAGUCAUUGGUGGGUCAUACAGCAUCUGGUAAAUAAAAGUUAAUCAUGUUUGGUGAGAAGGGGAUGGAAACAUAGCUCAAAUUCUUUUGAAUCAAGACACUCCUCCCAUUUAAGAGAACUGCAGAGCUGGGUUGUGUUUUGAGUGACUGAUAAGUAUUGUUAAGGCUUUUGAUAUUCUAUUUUUUACUAACUUUGGGAUAGAAUGCAUUGGUCCCAAAAGUUUUUUUUUUUUUUUUUUCCAACAAGUCGGCCGUCUCCCACCGAGGCAGGGUGACCCAAAAAAAAGAAAGAAAAUCCCCAAAAAGAAAAUACUUUCAUCAUCAUUCAACACUUUCACCACACUCGCACAUUAUCACUGUUUUUGCAGAGGUGCUCAGAAUACAACAGUUUAGAAGCAUACACAACAUAUCCCUCCAAACUGCCAAUAUCCCAAACCCCUCCUUUAAAGUGCAGGCAUUGUACUUCCCAUUUCCAGGACUCAAGUUGUUUUUAUUACUUUAUAUUACAUGUAUUUUUUGCAAAACAACCAUGGGGGGAGUAGAGUGAUAGUUCUAGGCUUUUUGUGUUGCAAUCAACGUAUCAGGAGCUUGCAGUGUUGCAGAAAAGAGGAGAUCCAAGCAAACACUGAUCGUAUUUGCUUGGACCUCUUUUCUGCAACAUUGCAAGCUCCUGAUGUGUUGAUUGCAACAUGAAAGGCCUAGAGGUAUCAUUCUACUUCCCCUGUAGUUAUUUUGCAUCUCGUAUCGCUUGUUAGCGAUUUUUGCAUAAUGUAUUUUUUUUAUUGAAUACUUAUAAAAUAUAGGAAGUUUUCAUCACUGACAAGAAAUAGUGUUGUGAAUGAAUAUAAUUUAAAUCCUUUGCAUCAAAUGUAUAUGAAAAAAGUUAACUGUCACAUUUACUUUGUUUUCAUUUUCUAUUAAUGUAUGACUAAUAGAUGAACAGUUUUCAUGUACAGUAAUUGGUUUUCUGUCGAUUUUCAGCAAUAUGCAUAAAUUUACCCAAAUGAAUUUUAAUACUGCUGUAUAGUUUGAUAUUCUUUAGGAUAAAAGUUUCUCAUCAUAUCAAGUAUAUAUUUUGUUAUUCUUGUAUGUUGAUUCUAGAUCAUGAAGUACUUAAAAUGACACCCUAUCAGUCUGUAAAUAUCAAUAAUGUAGCACAGUCCUAUUGAGCACGAGACCAAAUCACGUCAUUAGAGAGCUGGUUGCGAGAGUAGUUUUGCUUGUUCACCGCAUCCAAGUGUAGCCAACUGAUAAACUAUUUAACUAUUCACCAUAAAUAUCAAUAAUGUACCACAGCCCUAUUGAGAACAAGACCAAAUCAAGUCAUUAGAGAGCUGGCUGUGUGACUAGUUUUGCUUGUUCACUGCAUCAUGGUGUAGCCAACUGAUAAGCUAUUCACUUCUGAAGUUAGCAAGCUGUUGUCUACUUAUACAAUGCCUCAUUUUGCACAUAGAUCACAGCAGCUUAUGACAUUUUAUUGAGAAAGUUUUGUCCACCUGGGACUUAUCAGUUCUCAGAGGCAAGUAAUGUGUGUAUGUAUAUAUGAGAAGGCAUGAUGUUAGAUGAAUAGCUAGGUGGAUGAUAUCUAUUUUUUUUUCCAAAAUCAAGAAUGAACUUGAUUACUAUGUAAUAAUCUUAGUAAUGACAGAUUUCAAGUACAACCUAUUAUGCCUUUGAUAACUAUUUUGGCAUCGGUUAAGUUCAUCAGAUGAUUUUCAGGGUUGGGGUGAAUAGUAUUGUUCACAUAAUCCUUGUGGCAGAUGUUUGUCUCUUUGGUGAUUGUGUUCAGGUCUCUGGAGGUUUCACCCACAUAAAACUUGUCACAACCUCCACCUAAUAUCAUUUAGUUGCUGGCACUCUAGUUGUGAUAAGUUUUACUUUGGUGAAACCUCCAAGGACCUGAACACAAGGAUCAAUGCACACAAAAAUGCUUGCCAGAGGAAUGGCAUGAAUGCUUGUAUUUUCCACUACAAGACAAAACCAUUUGCUGAAGUUCCUCAAAACCAGACUAGUUAUUGAUAAAUUAGACACAUGUGCAACUCUUGGGUAUCUUUAUUGAGGAAACGUUUUGCCAAACAGUGGCUUCAUCAGUCAAUGACUGAUGAAGCCACUGUGUGGCGAAACGUUUCCUCAAUAAAGAUACCCAAGAGUUGCAUACGUGUCUAAUUUAUCAACAUGUCGGUUCUCUGAACCAUUCAUCUGCAGACUAGUUAUUAAAAGUGCAGACAGGCAUAAGAAGUUGUGCUUGGACUUUGCACUGAUAAUUGUCACUUCUAAGACCAUCAGAUAGAAAUCAGGACCAUUCUUAAUUUCAGAAACAGUUACCAAACUUUUUCUCACCAGACAUGAUGCUGUUGUUAGAUAUAUAACCAUAUGGAGGAGCAUUGCACUAGGCCUACUCCCCCAUUUAAUUUUAAAGCAUUUCAUGGUUCCACUUCUCUGAGUUACAUUACAACAAGUGAUGUUACCCACUUUGCUCUACCUCUCACUUCACAUCUCCACUAUGUAUAUACAGUGGACCCCCGCUUAACGAUCACCUCCCAAUGCGACCAAUUAUGUAAGUGUAUUUAUGUAAGUGCGUUUGUACGUGUAUGUUUGGGGGUCUGAAAUGGACUAAUAUACUUGACAAUAUUCCUUAUGGGAACAGAUUCAGUCAGUACUGGCACCUGAAUAUACUUCUGGAAUGAAAAAAAUAUCGUUAACCGGGGGUCCACUGUAUAUGUUCUUUUGCUUCUCUCUUCAAGAACUGAUUAAAGUCCCUGGUGGGCAAAACAUUUUCUCAGUAAAAUGCCAAAAAUUGCAUGCGUCUUAGUAGUAACCUAAUGAAGUACAGUACAAGUAUUCAUCAGUAUGGACAUUAAUAACAAAAGUUAACAGCUCAUUAGCUUCUGUCAAAAUUUGUAAUCUAAGCAUUCAUGAAUACUUGUUUAGUAAUGCUAUGUAAAUAGGACACACUAUAAGGUUCAUGGCAUUUGAGGAAAUGUUUCAUCCAUCAGUGACUUCAUCAGUUCUCCAAGAGUAAACAACAUAUUACAGAGAAGAUGUAAGGAAAUGUAGAGCUGGGCAAGUGAUGUCAAUCACAUUACAAAAAGUAACAAGUGGCAAUAAGAGCAGAUUCCAAGCAAGGCCUAUUAUGCUUAUCUACUUCUUUGAUAACUCGUUUGGUAUCGAAGUUCAUCAGAUGUUUUCCCUAUUGUGAUUAAUAGUAAAAGCAUAUAUGUGUUCAGUUAUCCUCAUAUUUAGGUGCCUGAAGAUUUCACCCACAUGAAAUUUAUCACAACCAUCACAUGGUAUAAUGUAGAUGCCAACACUGGUGGUUGUGAUAUGUCUUACAUAGGUGAAACCUCCAAGGAACUGAACACGAGGAUCAAUGAACAGAGAAUGCCUGCCAGAGGGAUGACAUGAAUGAUGCUUUUACUAUUUGCUUCAACACAAAAACCAUCUGAUGAACCUCCCCAAUGCCAAACUAGUUAUCAAAGAAGCAGACAGGCAUAAUAGGCUGUGCUUGGAAUCUGCAAUGAAUGUCACUACUAAUGCUAUCAAAGACAAGGCAUAUGAUGAUAUUGACUGAAUCUACAGAACUUGUGUAUAAGAUUUAAACACUUCUUAUGCUAACUUUAUAUAUAACACAGAAUUCUAAAUACUACUGACUUCACUUACCUUAACAUAAUUAAGCAGACAGUAACUUCACUGUUAAUUAAAAAGCUUACCUUUCAUUUUUUCUAAUGUUGUUUGUGUGUAUAUUAUAUAUACUGUGUACUGUAAUUUGCCUAAUAUAAACUCAAAAUCUCAAA
This is a messenger RNA of Cherax quadricarinatus, 7539 nucleotides long. Its product is annotated as DNA-binding protein SMUBP-2. The record is from RefSeq and is a predicted model, not a curated record. Gene Ontology annotation, molecular function: zinc ion binding; ATP binding; 5'-3' DNA helicase activity. NCBI's taxonomy places the organism in Eukaryota, Metazoa, Arthropoda, Malacostraca, Decapoda, Parastacidae. Gene Ontology annotation, cellular component: nucleus; cytoplasm.